ACCCGGAGGGGACGGGAGAGCCCGGCCAGCCCCGGAUACCCCUGAAUACCCCCGAAUACCCCCGGCCCCCCCCCGGCCCCGGUCCCGCCUCCCGGGCCGCCUCCUCCCCGCGGCUGCGCGGCCCCGGCUCGGCCCUGGCGGUGCGGAGCGGGGCGAGAUGGUGCCUGAGCUGGAGAAGCCCACGGUCCGCAUCCUGCGGCCGGAGCGUGUGCUGGGGAUAAUCCGGUCCAUCAAGGAGCAGGGGAGCAGCAAGCUGCAGGUCAUCUCUGACUUCGACAUGACGCUGAGCAGGUUCGGGUGCAACGGCAGGCGCUGCCCCACGUCGCACAAUAUCCUCGACAACAGUCGUGUUAUUAGUGAGGAUGGCAAGAAGAAGUUAAAGGAUCUGCUGCACUAUUACUACCCCAUAGAAAUCGAUCCCAACCGGACCCUGGAAGAGAAACGUCCCCUGAUGGUGGAGUGGUGGACCAGGGCCCACGACCUGCUGUCGCAGCAGAAGAUCCAGAAGGGUGACAUCGCCCAGAUAGUCAGGGAAUCGGACGUGAUGCUGAGGGAUGGAUUCAAUGAAUUGUUUGAUCAGCUGUACAAGUACAACGUCCCCAUAUUCAUCUUCUCUGCUGGCAUCGGCGAUGUCCUCGAAGAGAUUAUCCGGCAGGCCAACGUCUUCUACUCCAACGUCAACGUGGUGUCCAACUACAUGGACUUCGAUGACAGCGGAGUCCUCAAGUGCUUCAAGGGACCUCUCAUCCACACCUACAACAAGAACAACAGUGUCCUGCAGGGAACGGAGUAUUUCCAGCAGCUGAGCGGUAGGACGAGCAUCAUCCUGCUGGGGGACUCCAUGGGGGAUCUGACGAUGGCAGACGGGGUUCCCAGCGUGGAGAACAUCCUCAAGAUCGGCUUUCUCAAUGACAAGGUGGAAGAGCAGAGGGGGAAGUACCUGGAUGCCUACGACAUCGUUCUGGAGAGCGACGAGACGCUGGAUGUGGUCAACGGGAUCCUCCGCUACAUCCUUCUGGAGACAUGAGCUGGGAAGCCAGCGUCCCAGCCCCGGCCAGGGGAACAAACAGGCAUCCUUCCACUGGCAAAGCCGGGCUGGGUUUUCUGGUACCUGCCUGAAUCCAUCCUGGUGCCUGGGGCAGUCUCCCUGCCCCGGCUGUUGUGUGUCGUGUCCAUCCCGAACCUCACCGGCUGUCCUCCUGGAACUGGAGGGCUGAGAUGCGGGAAGCAAGGAGCCUGCUCCUUGUGCCCCGUCUGUGCCUCGGCUCUGCUGCUUCCCUCUCAGAGUUUGUCCCAGCUCUGGGGGCCACACAAACCAUUCGUGUUCUGGGGAGAGACAUCCUGCGCUUAGCUUCAACGGCUGAGGGCAGAAACGGAGGUGGUUUGCUGUUGGUUGAGGACAGACCCGUUUUAGAUUGAAGCUGUUUGGUUUUAACUGCGUUCCCGUCUAAGAAAACAAAUUUCUCUCCUGA
Molecule: messenger RNA, 1472 nt
Organism: Cygnus atratus (black swan)
Lineage: Eukaryota; Metazoa; Chordata; Aves; Anseriformes; Anatidae
Gene: NT5C3B
Product: 5'-nucleotidase, cytosolic IIIB
Exons: 9
Coding region: 158-1027 (289 amino acids)
Cellular component (GO): cytoplasm
Molecular function (GO): magnesium ion binding; 5'-nucleotidase activity
Source: RefSeq, a predicted model, not a curated record